Molecule: messenger RNA, 624 nt
Organism: Indicator indicator
Lineage: Eukaryota; Metazoa; Chordata; Aves; Piciformes; Indicatoridae
Product: claudin-3-like
Exons: 1
Coding region: 1-624 (207 amino acids)
Biological process (GO): bicellular tight junction assembly; cell adhesion
Cellular component (GO): plasma membrane; bicellular tight junction
Molecular function (GO): structural molecule activity
Source: RefSeq, a predicted model, not a curated record
AUGGCAAACUCAACGCAACAGUUGUCUGGGCUGCUGCUCUCCUUGCUGGGCUGGAUCGGCUCCAUCAUUACCUGCGCCCUGCCCACCUGGAGGGUCUCAGCCUUCCUGGGCACCGACAUGAUGGCAGCCCAGACCGUGACGGAAGGGCUGUUCCAGACCUGUGUGAGCGACAACGCAGGGAGGCUGCAGUGCAAGUACUACGACUCCCUGCUGGAGAUCAGCCCCGGGCUGCAGGCAGGUCGUGGCCUGGUUAUCACCUCCAUCUUCACAGCCUUCUUCGGCCUUGUCGCCGUCCUCACCGGCUUCAGAUCCUCUCGCUUUGCCGAGGAUGAGAACAUCAAGAACAGGAACACGGUCAUUGGAGGGGUCACCUUUGUCAUGGCCGGGGUCAUGCUGCUCAUACCUGUUGCUUCGAGUGCUAACAGCACUGUCUGCAACUUCUACAACCCCCUGGUGCCUGAAUCCCUCAAGAGAGAGCUGGGAUCUGCCAUUAUCGUUGGCCUCUUCUCCUUCGCCCUUGAGCUCAUCGGUGGGUCUGUCCUGUGCUCCGCGGGUCUCUCGACCAACAGGGACAGUGACCGAGAGAGGAAAGGCUGCAGCUACCCCAUGAAAGACUACGUGUGA